Erigeron canadensis is the source of this 1363-nucleotide messenger RNA. Its product is annotated as putative oxidoreductase C1F5.03c. Gene Ontology annotation, cellular component: cytoplasm. Gene Ontology annotation, molecular function: oxidoreductase activity. The record is from RefSeq and is a predicted model, not a curated record. The transcript is spliced from 2 exons. Bases 33 to 1256 code for a protein of 407 amino acids. Lineage: Eukaryota; Viridiplantae; Streptophyta; Magnoliopsida; Asterales; Asteraceae.
GUUAAAAACCUCUGCAAAUUGGGAUUUCAUAAAUGUUGAUUCUGUCACAAUUUCUCGUACCUUCGAAGCCCAUUUCUGUUCUAACUAUUCGAGCUUCUAUGGAAUUCAACGACCCCCAAAAAACCGACCCAAAUAAGAAAAAAGUGCUCGUUUGCGGGGGCGGAGUGAUCGGAGUUUGCACCGCUUACUUUCUAUCCAAGAAAGGCGCUGCAGUUACUCUAAUUGAGCAAUCAUCAAUUGCCUGUGCAGCGUCAGGAAAAGCUGGCGGGUUUUUAGCACUUGAUUGGUGCGACGGUGGACCUGUAUCCGCCCUCGCACGUGCCAGCUUUGAUCUCCACCAUUCACUUGCUGAAGAACUGAACGGUGGAGAAGGGUAUGGAUACCGCCCAGUAGAUACACUUAGUCUAUCCGUGUCGGAGUCUGACACCCCGACACGUGGACGGAAGUCAACGCUUCUGUCUUGGAUAGAUGGCCCAGCUAAAAGCCCAAAAACUAUAGGGACGAAAGAAACUACGGCCCAAGUUCACCCGCAGUUGUUUACUAAAAGGUUGAUAGAAAAAGCUGUGGCGGAAUAUGGGGUGGAGGUUGUUAUUGGGAAAGUGAAGAGUGUUGAGACUAGUGAUGGAAGAGUGACGGCGGUGGUGGACGGUGGUGGUGUGAUUGACGGUGAUGCGGUGGUGUUGGCACUUGGGCCGUGGACUAGUAAGUUUACUAUGUUAGCGGAGAUUAUUCAUGUUCAUGGGCUUAAGGCCCAUAGUAUAGUUUUGGAGCCCAAAGAAAUGGAUGCUAUUUCGGCCCAUGCAUUGUUUCUUAGUUAUUAUCCGGCUCAAGGUGGACCUCCUAUGGAUCCUGAAAUUUAUCCUCGUCCCACAGGGGAGGUGUACGUAUGCGGAAUGUCUUCCCAGGAAGAGGUUCCUGAUGAUCCAGAACAGAUUGAACCCGACCCAGAUUCUAUCAAAGUUCUAAAACGGGUGGCAGGUACAGUGUCUAGUCAUUUAGGGGAAGAAGCUAGAGUGAAAGCAGAGCAAGCAUGUUUCUUGCCUUGUACAGAUGACAGCAUUCCCGUGAUAGGUGAGAUUCCAGGCAUGAAGGGGUGUUAUGUGGCGACAGGACACAGCUGCUGGGGAAUUCUGAACGGGCCAGCCACCGGAGCUGCCAUGGCUGAGCUGGUCAUGGAUGGUUGCUCCACCAUUGUAGAUCUUAGUAAGUUUAGUCCUGCUCGAUUUGUUCGAGGGAGAGGAAGAAGAAAUGCAUAAAUGGUUGAUAUCGAUCAAUUUAUGUAAAUUGUAUUGUUGUUUUCCAUCCUCAUUGGUACAAUAAUAGCCUAAUUUCACUCCACUAAUAACAUAGAACUUUAAACUUA